AUGGUAUGGGCUUGACCAUGGAGUGGAGUCGGUACUUCGUGCGCAUACUUAAAUGGACUGAGCUGGAGAACAUCUAGGACCAUCGACCAAGGCGACUCUUCGUUUCCUGUGCGCUUCAGCAGCUUCUUGGAUUUCAUCAUGCUCUCUCACGCCCUCGUGUCGUUGCUGCUGGCAGCCGCCGCAGCCGCCGCUCCAGCCCAGAUCGAUCCCGCCGCAAUCGAGGGUCUUACCCCUGGAGAUCUCCUCUUGACCGAAGGUGAACUCGCAGGGCAAAUCUUGAAUGCAACUGCCUGGAAAGAUCUCUUGGCCGCAGAGGGCAUUCUGCUCGAGACUCCAGAGGUCGAUCACGAUUAUCUGAACUUCACUGCACCAGAGGCAGUGGAGACUUCGGCAGAGCCUAGCCUGAAGAAACGUCAGUGCAGCAAAACCACCAGCAUUAUCACAGACAAAACCGAGAGAUUUGUCGACUGGGAUGUUCAGAUGUCUCCCAUAGUGUGCGGCAGCGGUGGACCAAUGGAUGUUACUGUCACAAGUGGUUUCUCAGUGGCCAAUGGAGUUACCGUUCAGGGUAGCGGCAGCCCUACUUUCAUUGCGGGCAGACUGAGUGCCACCUUUGGCGUCUCUUUCACCAGGACUUGGACCACUCAAUACUCCGUUGCAACGAAGGUGACCAUCAAUGAUGGAGAGUGCGGCGUGAUUGUCACGAACCCCUUGACUACUCGUCGCUAUGGCCGCACAAUGGAAGGCUGUCCAGGAAGCUUCCGUCAGAUUGGCACAUGGAUGGCUGAUGAUCACGGAUCGGGAAGCUACGCAGGUGUGGACUGGAUCUCUGGUGCCAUUACCACUUGUCGCAAGAAGCAGCGUUGGGCGCCGAUGACUCGCUGCCACGGCGAGGGUGAGUUCAAAUAGGUGCAAAUUUGGCGAUACUCGCAGGAGAGGUGCAAGAGUGGUGCGCGGAGUCAGCCGAGGGGCAAGACGGGCUCUUGAGAUUGCUUACGUACGCGUCCAAUUCGUCGGCAAGAUUCCAUACUUGGUUGUUCGAUAUGUAGAGAGUGACCAGUCGUUCUUGUCUCAAUGUCAUGUUUAGAUGGUCGUCUUCAUGGAACAGCCUAGCUUCGGUCAGGCUGACAGCAAAAGUGUGGUUCAUUCCUGGGUGAUGUGCUGUCCUUUCUCUCUCGUUGAGUCCUGCAUCAUUUAGCAGAAGGUCAUCUGAGGUCCUGCACUCUAAUGUUGAAUUCGAUCCUCCAACGCCCAC
Cercospora beticola is the source of this 1255-nucleotide messenger RNA. RefSeq lists its product as uncharacterized. The record is from RefSeq and is a predicted model, not a curated record. Lineage: Eukaryota; Fungi; Ascomycota; Dothideomycetes; Mycosphaerellales; Mycosphaerellaceae.